CUUUCCCUCUCACAGUCUCUCUAUUUCUCUCUCUCUCUCUCUCCUGUCUGUCACCCGAGCUUCCUCUCACAGGCUGUGUGUAUUUACCCUCUCUCUCUCCACCUGGCAACGGGGCUGCAUGCUCAGGAUUACCGGAGGCCUUGCUUUUCAUCAGCGCCCACUCUUUCUUCCUCCUGGACUACGGUAGCCACGGGUGCGAGGGCCUGUGGAAGAGUCUUGUGCUUUUGCAUUUUUUGGUGUCCUUGGUUUCACGAGAGUUCCCACUCUCCAAUUCUUUCUGAGAGAUCUGGAGUUGCGUGGAUCUGUAGACACUGAGAAAUGGAUCACUCUCUGUUCGGAUGUCUGCGGAGCCCACAUGCCCCAGCUCAAGCCCUACACCCGGCGUUCACCCAGUCUUCCCUGGCUUUACAUGGCCGCUCAGACCACGUCUCCUAUCCUGACCUCCCUGGACCCUCGCCGCCCUGCAGUUACCCAGGGGAUGAAGGCAGCUUCGGAGGAGCUCAUCACAGAAUUCACCCCACUCCACAGCAUCCACACCACUCACAACAUCAACCCUCCUGGCACGUCCAGCAGAUGCCCUUGAUCGGUGGCGACCGCCAUGGCCUUUGCCUGCCGCACCCUGAGGCCACUGUAGCAGAACUGUGCAGCUCAGGAGGAGCUGGUCCUCAGGGCCUGUGCACUGGUAACACAGCACAAGCUGGGAGUGACCCCUCUGGGGUGUCAUGUGUACCAGGAGAAUUUGGGAGAAUGACAAUGUCACCUGUUGAGCCAGAGCGACGGAAUAGCAAAGGAAAGAGCGACAGUUCAGAAUCCCAGGAUGGGAGCUAUAAGUCAGACGUGAGCAGUAAACCAAGGAAGGAGCGCACGGCAUUCACCAAGGAACAGAUUCGGGAACUGGAAUCAGAGUUCGCUCACCACAACUAUCUGACACGUCUUAGACGUUACGAAAUCGCUGUCAACCUUGACCUCACAGAGAGACAAGUAAAAGUGUGGUUCCAGAAUAGAAGGAUGAAGUGGAAACGAGUGAAGGGAGGACAGCAGGGGGCCGCUGCACGGGAAAAAGAACUGGUGAACGUAAAGAAAGGAACUCUCUUGCCCUCUGAGUUCUCCCCAAUGGUGGGACUACACCAUCCAGUUGGUUCUCCCAGCAAUGAGGAUGACAGUCAUGACAGUGACCAGAGCUCGGAGCAUGCACAUUUAUGAUGAUCGGAAUCCAGCGGAAUCCAUCGAACCUGCCAAUUUCAUCAGGAAGCAACUUUGUUGGUCCUCUAAAGGCCAUUAACAACAUAUCCUGGGCUCUGUUUUGUUAUUUCAUUCUGAGUGGUUUUGGAUUUGUUCUUGGUCUGUGUAACAGAUGCUCAGAGGGUUACAAACCAAAGCUCAGACCCAAUGGUACCUAAUUUUGAGGAUUAGUUUAAAUGUAAGCCAAAGGGGUUUAAAGGUGGCCACACUUUACAAUAUGUAAAAAACAGGUGGGCGAAAAGUAUACAUUUUCACUCACGUGCAACUUUAAUUUUGAGACUUGUAAAUAAAUGUAUGAUCGAAUGUUGUAAACAUUCCACAUGAGUGCCUUGGAGGGAAUUUUUGCACUGUUUUAAUUCUUGCCCUUACGGAUCGCUACUGUAUUUACACAGAUUUUGAUAACAACAUUGCUGAACCUGUCUACAUAAGGUGUGGCAGCACAGAAUAUAUUUUAUUCUCAUCCUUUUAUAAAGAAACAAAGGACCCCAUUAAUUACAAAUUGCAUCCCAAUUGUUGUUUAAAGGAAUAUUCUGGGUUCAAUACAAGUUAAGCUCAGUCGACAGCAUUUGUGGCAUAAUUCUGAUUACCACAAAAUAAUAUUUCGACUCAUCCCUUCACUUUAAUAAAAUAAAAUAUCUCGGUUACAGUGAGGCUCUUACAAUGGAACUGAAUGGGGCCACUCCGAAAACAUUAAAAUAUUCACUAUUUCAAAAGUAUAGCCACAAGACGUAAACAAAAUGUGUGUUAACAUGAUUUUAGAGUGAUAAAAUCACUGAACCUUUUCUAUGUAAAGUCAUAUUUAGUUUUACAACUACGUUGCCAUGACGAUGGAACACUAUACACCAUGUUAUCCUGGUCAUUUAGAAGUCCACAGCAAAAAUGACGAACUUUACAGCUCAAAUAACACUCAAGUUUUAACAGAAGAAUAUAUUGUUUAAGUAUUAAGUGCUUUUAUAUAACUAUAAGCUUCACAUUUCUGAUUUUAAACCCUCUGAAAAUUCCCUUCCAUUGCAUGUGCCUCACUGUAACCUCAAAUUGUUUUUUUUAAGUCAAAAUAAUUUUUUUCUGGGUAAUCAACAUUAUGCCACAAAUGCUGCUGACUGAGCUUAACCCAGAAUAUCUCUUUAAUAUAUUGGAUUGAAACACUCAGACUGAUUUGAGUAGUUUGUAUAUGUUUUAUUCAGCAUGUUGUGUACUUGAUCUGCACAUACUUUUGGGUUGUCAGUGAAAUGAGCUGAAAUUGAUAUAUGCAAUCUUUUGAAAAACAUUUUAAUUUAAAAGAAUGACAGAAUAUUGCAGGGGGAAAAUAUUACUGAUAUAAUUUCAUUUGCCUUGUUUUGGGCUUGUGUAUCUAUGGACUGCAAAAAAUAGUUCCAUCAUCACUAAAAGAGUUUAUAGUAAUAAAAUCUGCCUAUACAUCUGUUUAUAUGUAAUUACUCAGGUAUUAUAUUGUAAUACCAUAGUAAUUACAAAAUGAUUGCAUAUUUACGAACAUAACACUUCAGUGAUAUUUUCUGAUCAUUUCAGCCCUUGUAAAUUAAUAAAUGUUAACUUUUAAAUAAAUCGCUUAAU
This is a messenger RNA of Myxocyprinus asiaticus (Chinese sucker), 2814 nucleotides long. RefSeq names its product homeobox protein MOX-2-like. The transcript has 3 exons. The coding region runs from base 319 to 1203 and encodes 294 amino acids. NCBI's taxonomy places the organism in Eukaryota, Metazoa, Chordata, Actinopteri, Cypriniformes, Catostomidae. Gene Ontology annotation, molecular function: RNA polymerase II cis-regulatory region sequence-specific DNA binding; DNA-binding transcription factor activity, RNA polymerase II-specific. Gene Ontology annotation, biological process: positive regulation of transcription by RNA polymerase II. The record is from RefSeq and is a predicted model, not a curated record. Gene Ontology annotation, cellular component: nucleus.